This is a messenger RNA of Caenorhabditis sp. 36 PRJEB53466, 1595 nucleotides long. Lineage: Eukaryota; Metazoa; Nematoda; Chromadorea; Rhabditida; Rhabditidae. The record is from the annotation of a GenBank genome assembly.
AUGCAGCAGGGCAUCGUAGCCGUCGUUUUGUCAAACGAGGAAAGCGAGCAAGACGCCCAGCUCAUCAAGUCCAUGUGCCAUUUCUUCAACGUGAGUCCCUCGAUCCCACUGCUUCCGAACUGCCCUCCCUUCAGAUCCCGUGUCUUUCCCUCCAAUCCACUUCUCUCCGUGACUCUGUCUCCGAUUUCGUCACCUUUCUCGGACCUUCUCGUGGCGCCGGAGCCCGUGCAACCAGCGAGUUCCUCGAUUCAAUGAGAUGGACGGGAUUUCUGUUGGCUUACCAGCACGGAACGGACCUGGAAGACCUCUCUCCGUUGAUGCAGUACAAAGAGAUCGCGGAGACGGGCGGCCGGAGGAUCCACAUAAAAGUACGGAGACUUCCCAAUAACACGGAUGACUAUGAGCCGUUUUUGAAGUAUGUGAAGACGAGGUUGAAGCAGACGAAUAUCGUGAGUCUUUGAGAAACCAAAUUGAAGAAAAAACAAGUUGAGUUAAUUUGCAGAUCAUUCACUCGAAUAACAUCACAGUUCUCUACAAUCUGCUCCAGCAAGCGAGAGGCCUGAAUAUGGCAGAACCACCGUUCUCGUACGUCUUCACAAAUACUGUAAGAACAGCUGAAAAAGUUAAGCCAAGAAAGAGUACGAAAGCAUGUUCAGGAUCUGUCCCUGCUCGAAGACUUUCUCAACAAUAUGUACGGCGCGUCGUUCCAUUGCAACAUCACUGGAUUGCAGUUGGUGAAAAACGAUCCGAUGAUGAAGGUUCGCUUCUUUUCUCCAGAUGACUGCUCAAGCAUUCCCAUUCAGACGCAACUUGCUCUCACUUCUGAAGCCGUCUAUGUCGUCGGAAUGGCAAUCUAUCGAAUGAGAGAAGUCCGUUUCCCCCUUCCUUUCAAUCAAAUCCCUUCAUUUCCAGCUCGGCCACGCACCCCGACAGUCUUCUGUGAUGUGUGAUUCGCAUGACAUUUGGUCGGACGGCCGUAUAAUGAACGACGGCAUUCGGAAGGUGAUUCUCGAAUGAAACCGACGCGAUUCGCUUGUUUCGUGUCCUUCAAGUCUCCUUUAAAUCCGCAAACAACUGGGCAUUCAAACCGUCGUCGUUUCUUUUCCUGUUGAUCCUUCAAACGUGUCUUUUUCUUCUCUUUUCUUUUCAAAAAGAAAGAAGAGGUUCUUUAGAGGAUUACUGUAGUUGUAAAGAAGACGAUACGGUUGGUUUGCCGGCGAAAGAAUCGGUUCAAUUGAGUGCGCUUUGCGUGAUCUUUCGGAACGCAAAUGACACAUUUCCCUGACUGGAUAUUCUGGAUUCGUUGCCUCCGACCAUCCAGAAUAUGUCCUGCUCGGGUCACUCCGAUUACUCAUAGUCGGAAUCCAGUCACCAUACCAAUUACAACAUUGCAAAAUCUGUGUGGAACAACUUUUCAAUUCAGUUAAAACUUCGCAAUCAACUGACGGGCGACGUCCAAUUCAAGGAAAACGGAGAGCGCGACGACAUCAUGUACCACGGCGUCGGAAGAAUUAACUCGCAGUUCGUGAAGGUAAGAGAGAGGAACCGGUUCGAAUGAAAUCGGUGAUUUCGAGUCUGGAACUGAAGUGAUUUGA